CUAGUCCACAUCUCUGCCAUUUUUGCCGAAUCCGAAGCUCUCUUAUCUUCUUCUCCUUCUCCCCCGGAGAUUCGCGUCUCAUCUAUAGAUUGUAACUUAGGUUUUUUUUUCUCUCUAUUGAUUUGUAUUUCAAACUACUGAUUGAUGUAAUGCUCGCGAUCGAUUAGGUUUGAAUUAGGGAAAUUUCGAGUUUCUUUCGAUUCGUGUAUUCAUAUAUAGACCUUAAGAUGGAUAAUUCGCGUAGACCGUUUGAUAGAUCCAGAGAUCCAGGGCCAAUUAAGAAACCUAGGCUCAGCGAUGAACCAAUCCGUCCCGUGAAUUCCAACGCUCGGCAGCAGUUAUUAUCGUCGCAGAGGACGGCGGUGGGAGCUCCACCGUCAAGGUUUCGAGCAGCUGGUGGUGGUGGUGUGAGGGAAACGGAGAGUAGUAGUGAGGCGUAUGAGCCGCAACUGGUUCAUCCACAUUACGAGCUUGUGAAUCAGUAUAAGUCGGCGUUAUCUGAACUCACGUUUAAUUCGAAGCCGAUUAUAACGAAUUUGACGAUAAUUGCUGGAGAGAAUGUUCAUGCUGCCAAGGCCGUCGUGUCCACCAUUUGCAAUAAUAUUCUCGAGGUUCCAAGUGAUCAGAAGCUGCCAACAUUGUACCUUUUGGACAGCAUUGUGAAGAACAUUGGAAGGGAUUACAUUAAGUACUUUGCUGCCAGGCUACCUGAGGUAUUUGUCAAGGCUUACAGACAAGUUGACCCUCCUAUGCGUUCUAACAUGCGGCAUCUCUUUGGAACCUGGAAAGGAGUCUUUCAUCCGCAAAUACUUCAGCAAAUAGAGAAAGAACUUGGCUUUAAUGCUAAAAGUGAUGGCCCAGCAGCUGCUGUUACCACAGGCAGAACUGAUCUGCAACCUCAGCGACCACCAAAUAGCAUCCAUGUGAAUCCCAAGUAUCUAGAAAGGCAACGCCUCCAACAGUCAGGGCGGACUAAAGUAAUGGUUACCGAUGUCCCUGAGAUCGCAUCCAAUUUGACUAGGGAUCCAGAUAGGAUGGAGAGAGCUUCAAGCAUAGCAUCUGGAGGCUCAUGGGCAGGUCAAGCUAAAGUGAAUACCAUUCGACGACCUCAAAGAGACACACUCAGUGAACCCCUCUACGAGAAAGAUAUCGAGUCAAUAGCAGAGGAAUAUGAUUAUGCUCCUGAUCUACCGCAUAAUUCUAGACCAGUGCUUAAGAAAGUUGGUCCAAGAGUUACUGAUGAUGGGAGUGAAAAACAAUGGUACGACGCUAUGAGCAGGGGUUCUGAUCUGACUUCUGGCCAGAGGGAAGGGUUACACACCAAAAGCAGAAUUUCCAACUACGCUACCGCGAGACUAGAAAACUCGGAAUCAGGUGGUCCCAGUAGAAAUAUAGGCGUGCCUUAUGAUAGUUGGAAAAACUCUGAGGAAGAAGAGUUUAUGUGGGAUAUGCACUCAAGGGUAUCCGAAACAGAUGUGGCCGCCAUUAACCCGAAGAUUGAGUUUCAGGCUUCAGAUGAAUCAGAAAGAUUGGAAUCUAAAAAUCACCUCUUGAAACGACCAAGGUAUUCAGCUAUCGACCCAAGGCUUGAUCCGGUGAAUUCGACACACUCUUAUUCCAGCGAGCAAAAAGAUCCAAGUAUUCUUGGCCCCUGGACGUCUUCUCCUAGAUCUAUGCAUGAUUCAGAAGUUUUUCCUUCUGUUAGUGCAACCUCCAAUGCAGCUAGAAAGGGAAUUCAGCCUCAAUCUAGGAUUGCUAGCCCUGGAACUUUGCCAGUCUUAGGACCCGUGUCAGAUAGACAGUCGCCUUUACAUGUAUCAGCUUCUAAACAGAAUGUGACCAAGCAAGAUUUUGGAAGAGCUCAUUCCCUCCCUCAACGUGAUCCUAGGGCUUCCAGGUUUCCAGCGAAACCUAAAGGUGACUCCGUACGGCCGUUAUCUUCAAGUAGCCAGUUAAAAAACACAAAUACGCUUGAGCUACCUGAUGCAUCCCAAGUUGAAAAGUUUGACUCUAAGUCAACAGCUGAUAAUGCUCCAGGGCCAGCCAACAUGAAUGAUUUGUUGGCAGCUGUCAUGAAGAGUGGAAUCCUUUCAAAUGGUGGAAACAAGGAGAUGUGUCAAAACGAGGUUGACCCGAGGGCACAAACCCUCUCAGCAGUCUCUAAGCUUAAGACUUUGCCAACUUCAGUGGCUGGCGCAGUGUCUCUUACUGGUGUCAAAUCAGCACAGACAUCAAAAGAGAAUAGUAAGGCCUCAGAUCCUAUUUCGUCCCUCUUGAGCUCCUUAGUUUCAAAGGGCUUGAUAUCUGCUUCAAAGCCGGAGCUGCCAUCUCUCCCUCAAUGUGCGGCUCCUUCAGUUUCACAGGACCACAGUCCUGAUCAUUCUACCAGUAGCUCUAUGUCUGUGGUUCCAUCAGAUGCUCAGCCAGUGGUUUUGGUGAAGAAGGGUCCUUCCACUGACCUGAAGGUUGCACCAGUGGAAACAGAAAAAACGGAACCUGAAAACCUCAUAGGAUUGAAGUUCAGAGCAGAUAAAAUCCGUGAACUUCACCCCUCGGUGAUUAGUAGUCUCUUUGAUGACCUUCCACACCUCUGCACCACAUGUGGCGUACGCCUUAAGCAACUGGAAGAACUUGACAGGCACAUGGAGGAGCUGCACGAUAAGAAGAAGCUCGAGUUAAGUGGCACGGCCAGUAAAUGUAGGGUUUGGUUUCCGAAGGCUGAUGACUGGAUAGCAGCGAAAUCUAGAGAGCUAGAACCUGAAUAUGAGGAAGAUCUGAGUGACCCCGAGAAUGCAGACGAGGAUGGUCCAGCCAUAGUUGCUGAUGAGAAACAGUGCGCAUGUAUAUUAUGUGGAGAGGUGUUUGAGGAAUAUUUCAGUCAAGAAAUGGAUCAAUGGAUGUUCAAAGGAGCUUCUUACCUUACCACUCCUCCGGAAGAGAGUGAGGCCAAUGGACCGAUCGUCCAUGCAGCUUGUUUGACCAAGAGCUCUUUACCGGGCUUGGGAGUUGGUAAUGCAAUCAAACAGGAAAUGAUUGAGUAGCCUGCAUAUGAAGGCUAAAGAAUACUAUGCUGGAGGAAGCGGUGGGCAUCACAGGGGGAAACAGGUUUGGUCGAUUUCACGUGAUGCUAGUUUUGUAGAAAAGUUUCAUGCUUCGAGUUGAGGAAAAAAGAAAGAUGUGCAGUAUCUUAAAAAAAAGAAGAAAUAUAUUACUGUCUACUUUCUUCAUUCUAUAGAAAAUACAAAAGAGCAAAGAGGCCUUCCCAGUAUUUGCACAUUCCAGAUUAUAUAUGCCUUUCUUCAUGUUUCACAAGGUUUCUUAUGAACACAGAUUUGUCAGGCUACCUAUCAUGAACAUCCAAAGCAACAAACCAAUGACCAUAUAUGUUACCUUAGCAAUGACUAUUUUGUUUAUUUCAGUGGAAAGAUUGUUUUAUCAUACAGCAUGUCCAUAAGUCAUUUUGUGUAGUUAUGGUCCUCAUAGAGCGGAUUCAGUUAACAACAAAUGGAGAGAAGAGAGAGGCAACAUGUUUUAUGAGUUAAAGCAGAGUGACGGUUCUUAUGCUUCGCUGUUCCUUCCUUUUGGGAAACUUCAAUUUUCACGUGAACAAGAGCUGGGUCAAAUAUUAACGUGUAAUCGGAUAGGAUUAUCUUUGUUUCUUUCAAUAUACAGCCUUUAUUCGUUUUGGUAACGUCUAAAUAUAUUUGAACUAUGUUGGCUUUUGAGAUAUGUAUGGAACAAAUUGAUCAAUAGUGAAUACACACAUACAUGUACGAAAGGUCUAAACAUAUUUUAACUAUGUAGGCCUUUUGAAAAUACAACACAUGUAGCUCACAAUAUUUGUGACCCUGCCUUAUAUAGGCUUGAAGUUUGAAAAGAAUUCCUUGCACAUGAAAAGCAAUCAACAGGGAAAGUCUUUUGUUGGUUAGAAUCAAUUAAAUAAAUGAAUUCAAUAUUUUGGUACGUCUUUUUAUUUCUUCUUUUCAUCAGCUUCUCCUCCCACCAAGACGUUUACAGUACGUACUUUGAACCUCUCAAGCUUCUGCACAACAUCCUCCACUAGACUGCCCCCUCGGGAGCGUGUCGUGUACAUAUCAACGCUGCUAUCAAGCUUUGAACGCUCGUCAUCUUGAAUCAUGUCUUGUUUCUCUUUACGAUCUUGUAACUCAGAUAUGUUGGCUGCUCUGCUAAGUUUAGAGACCAUUGCUUUGUCGCUCAUUAUUGCGUUCGUGUAAAUCGAGAAUGAUACACAAAACAAUGAUCUUGAAAUAAAUAGAUGGAAAAAUUAUCGGUGUUUCGUUUGGUUAUUGAUGUUUAAAAUGUAUGUUGGAUUGUG
This is a messenger RNA of Eruca vesicaria subsp. sativa (arugula), 4336 nucleotides long. NCBI's taxonomy places the organism in Eukaryota, Viridiplantae, Streptophyta, Magnoliopsida, Brassicales, Brassicaceae. The record is from the annotation of a GenBank genome assembly.